CCACGUUCUCUUCAUGCUUGAAUCAUAACCGAAGUAUUAGCUCCUUUCAGGCUUUACCUAUCCUCUCUCUGCGUUACAAUGGGUUUCAAAUCUUUGUUCUUUCUGUUAGCAAUUCUGUCUUUGCAGGCUGCUUAUGCCAAAGCCCCAGUGCCAGCCCUAGCCCCAGCUCCAAGCCCAAUAAUAAAGGCAGCGCCGCCGCCUCCUGCUCCAGCUCCGCCGGUGCUUCCUGCUCCUCCGCCUCCCAAGGCAAAAAUAGAAUGUCUCCCUCUAUGUGAGGAGAGAUGCAAACUGCACUCUCGGAAGAGGGUUUGCCUGAGAGCAUGCACGACGUGCUGCGCCCGCUGCAAAUGCGUGCCGCCGGGAACCUACGGCAACCGUGAGAAGUGCGGCAAGUGCUACACCGACAUGACCACCCGCGGCGGCCGCACCAAGUGCCCCUGAUGUAUGAUGCCCCCAACUUACUUGCGUACGUACGUACUUACUUCAUAUAUGAAGAAGAUGGCGCUGCCGCUCUAAACUAUUAUGCAAUAACGUAUUUUGAAUAGAGUCCGAUCUAAUGUGGAAGGAAAAAAGCUCGUUUUCCAUUGACAAUGAUGGUGAGUCCGCUGGCUGGAGAGGAUCGUCUGUAUUUCCAUGCAACUUUAAUUUUUAUUAUUAAUA
Diospyros lotus (date-plum) is the source of this 660-nucleotide messenger RNA. Its product is annotated as gibberellin-regulated protein 14. NCBI's taxonomy places the organism in Eukaryota, Viridiplantae, Streptophyta, Magnoliopsida, Ericales, Ebenaceae. The transcript is spliced from 2 exons. Bases 79 to 441 code for a protein of 120 amino acids. The record is from RefSeq and is a predicted model, not a curated record.